CGUGCGUGUGACGUCAGUGCGUCAGCUGGUUUAUGUUUACUUCGCAUCAUUUUUUUCGCAGUCAAGUUAGACCUUAUUGUGCCCGGAUCCAAAUACACGACAAACGCGUUAAUGUAAUCGAUGGACAUUGCUGGUUUGCAUGACACAACCGCUGAGGUCCGAGAUCACAGGACUGUGACAGGCACACCUCGGUACGGUCCUUAGAAGCUCUCCUGCUGUCAUCAUGGGUGGAGCCGUGAGCGCGGGUGAGGAUAACGAUGAGCUGAUUGACAACCUGAAGGAGGCCCAUUACAUCCGCUCAGAUCUGGUGGAGAGGGCCUUCAGAGCCAUUGACAGAGCUGACUAUUAUCUGGAGGAGUACCGUGACAAUGCGUAUAAAGACCUGGCCUGGAGGCAUGGAAACCUCCAUCUGUCUGCUCCUUGUAUCUACUCGGAGGUGAUGGAGGCCUUGGACCUGCAGCCAGGGCUGUCUUUUCUCAAUCUGGGCAGUGGGACAGGUUAUCUCAGCACCAUGGUGGGCCUUAUACUGGGUCCGUUUGGUGUGAAUCACGGUGUGGAACUGCAUGCGGAUGUGGUUGAUUAUGCAUAUGAGAAACUUGACCACUUUAUCAAAACCAGUGACAGCUUUGACAAGUUUGAGUUCUGUGAGCCGACGUUUGUGGUGGGGAACUGUCUGGAGAUCCCUCCGGAGAGCCGGCAGUAUGACAGGGUGUACUGUGGAGCAGGAGUUCAGAAAGAGUACGAGAACUACAUGAAGAACCUGCUAAAGAUUGGCGGGAUCUUAGUCCUCCCCCUGGAGGAGAAGUUGACCAAGAUCACCCGCACAGGUCAGAGCUCCUGGGAGAACAAGAAAAUCAUCGCUGUGACCUUUGCCCCGCUCGUCCAGCCCAAACAGAAUGUCAAUGGCAGACCUAGGAGUGUUCCUCUACCCAUUUUUGAGGUGCGGACAUUGCAGGACCUGUCCCGGAUUGCUAUUCGCCACACUCUGCGGCAGCCCAUAGCUAUGGGGGAAGGACACACAAAGAGACGGGUGUCUUUCCCAGGGGCCCGUGCCAUGCAACGCUACGGGCCCCGCUUCGAACGCCGCCGCUUCUGCCGCCGUUUCUACCGCCAGUGUGUCAACUCCGUGGUUCUCCACGACUCCAUGAUUCCCACAGCCAUGGACGACUGCAACUACCCCGGUGGAGUGGAAGAGGAAGACGAGGAAGUGGAGGAGGAAGAGGAAAGGGGUUGUCGCCGAGUGAGAGAAGACCUGCCCGAGGAGGACGAGGAAGGAUGUGGCACCGAAGAGGAGAAAAGCAGAAUUGGCUGCGCUCGUGCAGAGCCUCCCGUUAAUAUUCUGAGGGAGAAGAUUCUAAGACUCCCGCUACCUGAACCCCUGAAGAUGUAUCUGCUGUAUUACAGGGAGAAAUGAGAUGUGGCGAGGGAUAAUACGUGCAGUGUAGCACGUGAUGAAAUGCCUUUCUCUUCUUUCUCCUCCUCUCACCUGGAUUGGCAUGACAAUUAAGUCCUCAGUUAAUGACAUCAUGAUAUCCAUAUCCCUUUGAGAAGCAAAGCUCCUUGAUUGGGGAUGUACAGAGAUGGAACAGAAGGACUGAGCUCAUUUCCCGAAUAAUCAACGUCGCCCGAGCUCAUGCAGCUCUUUUUGAAUUCAGUCUUCCCCUCGAUUGAGAUGAUCAAAGUGUACGAUACGAUACAUUGUCCCUGUGGGAAAUGCUUGUUGCUGUGAGCUCUUUUAGAGUAGCGCCACUUUGGGAAGUGGCAUAGUUUGACUCUUUCAUAGCUUUAAGGUGCGGUCACAUUUUCCCUAGUUUGGUGAAAUUCAGUCAUUUCAAUAGGAUUCUGUGCGACUGGGAGUUUCGCGCAAGAAUGGAAAAGUUCCUCACGAAGAUUUCGCUCAAGCGAAUUCCCCACAACCUAAAGUGAGCUGCUUGGUUUGAAGCGGUCGCUCUCGUGAGAAAAGUUUCUCGUGCAGAUUCCAUGUCAAAGCUGGUUACGCGAGUUUGCCAUGUUCACUUAAAAAACUGCUUUGUUUGAAAGUGACUUCUGUUCUGACAAUGGACUGUCUUUGCGAAAUUUUGCUAAUUGCUAACCUUUACACGAGACCCUAAAGUUGGCCCUCCACUGUUGAACUCUUUACCUUGCCUCUACUGUGUUCUCCAAAAUAAUGAAUAACGUCUGCAUGUGUACUGCCAUAGUGCAGCUGCAUUUUGUCAAUAUUGGAUAAUAAUAUUGUCAGUAUUAUCAUGUAAAUUUGAUAACUGUUGCUGGUAGCAUUGUAACUUUAUUCCACGCUCGUAUGAUGGCAGACAUUGUUCUUGCACACAAUAUUACUUGUCAUUGUGUCAUAUUGCAAGCUUUACAAAUAAUACUGUAAAAGUUGUGUGAAAAUAAUGAGAAACAUCUUUAGUAAAAUUCUGUUUAUUGGUAAUCCACAAAAAUUCAAGGUGUAUGAAGCACUUGGGUAUUUUUUACGAAUUCCAAUCGUUUUGCUAAGAUUCUUUGCCCCUGCUCAGGAAUACUUUAGAAAAACGUAUACUUUUUAACUCCUUCAUAGAACAAAAAGACCAAAAUGUUAGGACCAUUCAAUUUUUUGACCAAAAAUGUUGAAAAUGAUCUGUUUUUUUUAUAUCCCAGUGGUGGUAAAACGACCUCUGUACAGGAAAACUAUUCUAAGCAUACAAUGGUGGGAUCUGGUAAUUCUAUGAUCCCAGGUUCGAUUUCUACAUUUCUUCAGGAGCAUUGUUCUUUAGUUCUCCUUGAUGAGACCAAUGCUUCGGAGGCCCAUAAAAUUCAGGAUAUUAUUACAAAAAUGUCUUUACUCAUCUGACGUACAAGCAUAUCUACCAGGUUUUGCUUGAAAUGAUUGUGUGUUUGUAGGUGACAGAAUCUUUAAUAAAGUUUAAGUUUGCACACUGGA
Molecule: messenger RNA, 2920 nt
Organism: Carassius carassius (crucian carp)
Lineage: Eukaryota; Metazoa; Chordata; Actinopteri; Cypriniformes; Cyprinidae
Product: protein-L-isoaspartate O-methyltransferase domain-containing protein 2
Exons: 6
Coding region: 224-1414 (396 amino acids)
Biological process (GO): protein modification process
Cellular component (GO): cytoplasm
Molecular function (GO): protein-L-isoaspartate (D-aspartate) O-methyltransferase activity
Source: RefSeq, a predicted model, not a curated record